This is a messenger RNA of Saimiri boliviensis boliviensis (Bolivian squirrel monkey), 4629 nucleotides long. The record is from RefSeq and is a predicted model, not a curated record. Lineage: Eukaryota; Metazoa; Chordata; Mammalia; Primates; Cebidae.
AGAAGGGAAAGUUUGGGCCGUGCGUGGGGCUGGGGUGAGGGCGGGACAGAGGGGCUGGGCCCAGGCGAAGCUUCUGUCGCCGGUGCUGCGGAGGCCAAGGCUAGGACGUGGGUUGGGCCGGGCAGUGCCGGACACAGAGAAGCAGGAGGCGACGUCCGCUGGAGCUCCGAGCCCCCGCCGCACUGCCGCACGGUGACCCCGCGCCCCGGCGGCGUCCGACCCGUGGCUGUUGAGAGACGAUUGGUGGGGGCGCGGCGGCGGCUGGUGGGGGUGGGGAGACGCGCGGCGAGGAGACGAGCGAGGUCAGCGAGUUUGAGGGAGGACCGCGAGCCGCUGCCGCCGUCAUGUCCGAGGACUCGAGCGCCCUGCCCUGGUCCAUCAACAGGGACGAUUACGAGCUGCAGGAGGUGAUCGGGAGCGGAGCAACUGCUGUGGUCCAAGCAGCUUAUUGUGCCCCUAAAAAGGAGAAAGUGGCAAUCAAACGGAUAAACCUCGAGAAAUGUCAGACUAGCAUGGAUGAGCUCCUGAAAGAAAUUCAAGCCAUGAGUCAAUGCCAUCAUCCUAAUAUUGUAUCUUACUACACAUCUUUUGUGGUAAAAGAUGAGCUGUGGCUUGUCAUGAAGCUGCUAAGUGGAGGCCCUGUUCAUAUGAUGGUUGGAAGCCUUGCUAACACCAACCACCUUUCAAGAUGGUGGUCAAGCAUGGUUCUUUCUGUAUGGAGAGAUAUGGGAGUAUUAGGUUCUGUUCUGGAUAUUAUUAAGCACAUUGUGGCAAAAGGUGAACACAAAAGUGGAGUCCUCGAUGAGUCUACCAUUGCUACUAUACUCCGAGAAGUACUGGAAGGUCUGGAGUAUCUGCAUAAAAAUGGACAGAUCCACAGAGAUGUGAAAGCUGGAAACAUUCUUCUUGGAGAAGAUGGCUCAGUACAGAUUGCAGACUUUGGGGUUAGUGCUUUUUUAGCAACUGGUGGUGAUAUUACCCGAAAUAAAGUGAGAAAGACCUUUGUUGGCACCCCUUGUUGGAUGGCACCUGAAGUUGUGGAACAGGUCCGAGGUUAUGAUUUCAAAGCUGAUAUUUGGAGUUUUGGAAUUACAGCAAUUGAAUUGGCCACAGGGGCAGCUCCUUAUCAUAAAUAUCCACCAAUGAAGGUUUUAAUGCUGACACUGCAGAAUGAUCCUCCUUCUUUGGAAACUGGUGUUCAAGAUAAAGAAAUGCUGAAAAAAUAUGGAAAAUCAUUUAGAAAAAUGAUUUCAUUGUGCCUUCAAAAAGAUCCAGAAAAAAGACCAACAGCAGCAGAACUGUUAAGGCACAAAUUUUUCCAGAAAGCAAAGAAUAAAGAAUUUCUUCAAGAAAAAAUAUUGCAGAGAGCACCAACCAUUUCUGAAAGAGCAAAAAAGGUUCGGAGAGUACCAGGUUCCAGUGGCCGUCUUCAUAAGACAGAGGAUGGAGGCUGGGAAUGGAGUGAUGAUGAAUUUGAUGAAGAAAGUGAGGAAGGGAAAGCAGCAAUUUCACAACUCAGGUCUCCCCGAGUGAAAGAAUCAAUAUCAAAUUCUGAGCUUUUUCCAACAACUGAUCCUGUGGGUACUUUGCUCCAAGUUCCAGAGCAGAUCUCAGCUCAUCUACCUCAGCCAGCUGGGCAGAUGCCUACACAGCCAACUCAAGUCUCUGUCCCACCCACCGCAGAGCCAGCAAAACCAGCACAGGCUUUGUCUUCAGGAUCAGGUUCACAAGAAACCAAGAUCCCAAUCAGUCUAGUACUAAGAUUAAGGAAUUCCAAAAAAGAACUAAAUGAUAUUCGAUUUGAAUUCACUCCUGGAAGAGAUACAGCGGAGGGUGUCUCACAGGAACUCAUUUCUGCUGGCCUGGUCGAUGGAAGGGAUUUAGUAAUAGUGGCAGCUAAUUUGCAGAAAAUUGUGGAAGAACCUCAGUCAAAUCGAUCUGUCACUUUCAAACUGGCAUCUGGUGUCGAAGGCUCAGAUAUUCCUGAUGAUGGUAAACUAAUAGGAUUUGCCCAGCUCAGCAUCAGCUAAACCACAGCCCUGGAAGAGGCGGCCCAAGGAGAUUCCACACAUGCGUAUCUCUGUUGCUUCUGUUGGCCUGAACCCACUACUGCCAAAGAACCCAGCAACAAACCUCCCAGCUAGGAGCUUUAGAAGUCUUUCUUUAUGUUCUUCCUGCCAUCAUUCCUCCUUUUCCCACAGGGAAAGUAAAGUUGGAUCACCAGUGGCCAGCAUCCCCAGAGUUCCGUUAGUAAACUUACUUCAUAUGUCCCCUGUCUUCCUCCAUCUGAGAAGUGGCCCAUGUGCUUCAAGGCCCAGGAGGGAGAUCUGUCAGCUCAUUCUUGCCUUACUCCAGUGAUGGCCCAGGUGGAAAAGUAGCAGCUAUAUUGGGCUUCCUCAUCCUGCCUGUUCUCCCACACCUGCCAGGAUAUGGACAUCUUGGGAUAUCUCUUUACCACUGAAGUAGAAUUCAAAGUUGAUUGUUCAGCUGAAGCCCAGAGAAUUUAAUUUAGUGUUUUUUCUUUGUACCUGAUGUGAAUUCUAGCAACCUUUGUUAGGAAAAAGCACAGCCUCAGAUGGAGGCAGCCUAAACUGUAUUCUUGUUUUGUUCAUGGUGUUUCUAAGCGUUUUGCUGAAGCUGCUCUCAGGCACCCCCUUCUUCAUUGCUCUCUCCAGAAAGGGUUGCUAGCCUUAACUUCAGCUGGUGCAAAACAUCUGACUGUAGCCGAACUUCAGCCACCGGAUCCUUCAGAGUGGAACUUCGGAUUGUUUUUACAGACAACAUCAAGUAAUGGCUUGUAAAUGUGAAGCCAGAGGUGGUUUUUGAACAGGAAAAUCAUAAUUCAUAUCAUUGGAGAAGUAUUUAUUUUCAAAUAUUGAAGAAAAACUCAAUCCUCCCAUGAAAAUCAGUUCGUCUGGCCUCCACAUCAUGAGGAAAUGGGUAUGCAAGGCUGAGAUUUCUACAGCAAUAAAGGAGACUCACACUGGGCCGGAGAGGCCUGCCUUCUGCCUGCCCUCCUGCACUGACCCUUUGGAGGAGGUCUCUGUGUGCUGAAGCUAACUUAAGAUGGAAAGUGAAACCACAUGUGCCGUGACCUUUAGGUUUUAUGAGUAGACAGUGUUCAUUUGAUUUUCUACAGAAAUAAUAUAAAUUAUUCUUUAGGUUUAAAAAAGAGCACUCAUAAUGCAAUAUGUGAAUAAUCAGUGAGGUUGAUUUUUCUUUUUUCCUACUGUUUCAUAGUCAGUCUCUGUCUAACUGCUAGUAACCCUACCGAGUUUUAUAUAUGAGUGGGAUACUCGAUCUGGCCUUAAAAAGACACACAAAGAUGGGCUGUGGGCCCCUGGGAAGGAGGGGAGUUGCCCUUUACAGAAUCACUCAAGCCCUUUCCAGCAUUGUUAGUCUGAUGAACAAGGUUACCUUUUCUCUCAGAACGUAUCUGAAAGCCUUCCCCACAAAUCACUUGUCAUACCUUUUGUUUCAUUCUGAGCCUUUAGUUUUAGUCAUGGGCUUUCUUCACCUGCCCUAGGUGCAAAGGCAUGUUGGGAAAGAGAUGGAUGUUGGGGAGAAAGAGGGGGAUGGAUUUCGGGAGUUGGGAGGAGAGUAGGUAAGACCAGACACCCAAGUCCAAGGUCCCAACAGUCUUGGUAAAAGGAGGGAGCUUGCUGAGCCAGGAGGGAGAAAAGAAGAUUGACCAGCUUGCUAGAAAAUUAUUUAGCUUUUCUUUUUCUUUUUUGUGGUGGUGGAGAGAAACAAGGAUGGGGAGGUGGGAAUGAGGUAUAGAAAAGAGAUAGCAUCUUCUUUGGCACAAGACUAGUGGCUUAUCUUAGAGUGUUUUUUUUUUUAUUAUUAUUAUUUUGGUUUCAAACAAACCCAUCAUAAUCUACUUAUUUAUGAAUCCAAGGGGGAGUAGUAUCACUCUGUUCUAGCAUUCUAUGUGGAGAUGGUCUGGUGCCCAGCUGAGAGUGAGCAGCAGCCCAUCCCCCUGUUCACUUUCUCCAGCCCAUCAUUACCUGUGAACUGAAGUGGGGCAGGCCUGACAAGUAGAAUUGGGCUGAGGUUUUCUCUCUGUUUUCAGUUCACUAUUUGCCCUGCUAGGAAUUAGGAGACAGACACCAAGUCCCAGGACAGUGUUAGUUCUUUUUCUGCAUGAUGUGUGGUAGACUCCCUUUGCUGGCUUGUGCAGUCAUACUGAGAAGAUAUAUGAACAGAAACUGCCCAGCUGGAACAGCACGUAACCUAGUGAGUGACGGUACUCCUCUCUGGCAAUGCUGGUUCAGAGUGCACCUCUGUCACUAGGUCCCAGGAUCCCCUUGUCCCUGGAAUAGGGGCUAACUAUAGCACAAAGUAUUAUGUGCCAAUGCUAUUUGUGGAAUGUUGGGUCUUUCUAAAUGACUAAUGGAUUUGUUAGGGUUUUUGCUUAAGUUUUGAACCAAAUCCUAGAGCCAGCUGAUAGUAUUUAAUAAUCUGGAGGAUAGAAUAAUGAUGUACCAAUAAGUGCAGAUUCCUCCUUAUGAUGUAUGCUAGGUUAUGGAAGAUGUAAAAUAUUCAACUUUUUCCUCCUUUUUUUUGACUUUGUAUUUUACUGCAUGUUUCCUUCCUUUUUAAUCAAUAAAGAGUACAUUGCCCUUA